AUGGCGGACGGGUCGAGCGCGAUGCUCGCGCGCGCGGUGACGACGUACGAGGACGCGACGACGGCGGCGAUGCACGCGGCGGCGGCGAGGGUGCGCGAGCGAUGGGGGACGACGAGGGACGCGGGCGCGGCGUGGCGGUUUUGGCUGGCGGAGGAGACGACGGUGAGCGCGCUGACGACGCCGCUGGGCGGGAGCUCGAUCGAGGUCGGCGCGAGGGAUGACUUGUCGGUGAUGAUGUGCGCGCACGACGCGCUGGAGGCGCCGGUGGGGGGGUGGGAGGGGCGAGUCGCGUGCUGCCCGCGAGCGUUCGCGGUGGACGCGCACCUGACGGUGGACGGGAAGAGGUUUGAAGACGCGCACGCGUGCGCGGGGGAGCCGGAUUACGAUCGCGAACGCGCGAUCGAGGCGGGACUCGACGAUGCGGGGCUUUACGCGAGCGAGGCGCGUGAGGCGGCGCGACGGGUGUUGAGGCGCGAACGCGACGGCGGCGGCAAACCGUGGUGCACCGUCUUCGGCUCGCGCUUCUCCGAGGGUAAUCACUUCGUGCAUUUACCGUUGAUCGCGGAUUACCUCGACGGGGCGAUUUUGGAUCCGUUUAGUAAAUCGUACGCGCACUCGCUGAUGUGGCGUUGGGCGGAGGUGUGCGAGAAAAUCGGCCCGGGCGAGCACGAGGUGACGCUGCGAUGCGCGCCGCUCGGCGUGUUCGUUCCCGCCGCCGGCGCGUGUCGUUUGGUCGGGUACGACGAAGCGAAGCACGGCAGUGAUAAGGGAUUCAAAGCGUUCUUACAAUCGCUCGAUACUGAGUACGAGACGUCGGCGAGCGCGGCCGGGAUGAGUGCGACGUUUACCAUCAAGUUGCACCCGAAUCAUUGCGCCGGCAAGAAGAUUGAGCGGCGAGCGCAAGAGUGGGCGCCGGAUUGGCCCGCGGAUGAAAUCGCGGAGUGCUACACCACGGCGCUACAGUUAGCGAAUACCGGCCCACCAGGUGCGAUGGCGGCACAGAUGACCCCGGGCGCGACGUGUUGCCACGUCGUUUUACCCACCACAGAUGGACACAGCGGCAUCGCCGAAGUCAAGGACCGCGACGGUCGAACGCUGUACCACGAAUUCCACGCGUGGGGCUUGUUCCGAGGCGUCGACGGCGAGCUGGAAGCGCGUACUGGCGCUCAAAUCAAGUUCCGCUGCGUUAAGUCGUGCGUGAACGGCGAACCGACCGGGGUGUGGAUGGCGAAGGACUACGAUCCACGUCCGUGCAACGGGCUUUUGCUGAAGAACAAAUUUAUCGAUCAGGCCAUCGCUCGCGACGAUGAGCACAUAAAGAUCCCGAGUGGCGUGGCCUAG
Molecule: messenger RNA, 1341 nt
Organism: Ostreococcus lucimarinus CCE9901
Lineage: Eukaryota; Viridiplantae; Chlorophyta; Mamiellophyceae; Mamiellales; Bathycoccaceae
Exons: 1
Coding region: 1-1341 (446 amino acids)
Source: RefSeq, a predicted model, not a curated record